Molecule: messenger RNA, 1426 nt
Organism: Momordica charantia (bitter melon)
Lineage: Eukaryota; Viridiplantae; Streptophyta; Magnoliopsida; Cucurbitales; Cucurbitaceae
Biological process (GO): regulation of DNA-templated transcription
Molecular function (GO): double-stranded DNA binding
Source: RefSeq, a predicted model, not a curated record
UUUUUGAGAGUAGAGAGUAAAAUUAGAAUUUCACAAAUUCCCUCAGCUGUCUCCUUCGUCGUUGAAACUUAGCUCAGUAAUUUGGUGUACUCUCCUCUCAUCAAUGGCCGCCAUUUUCAGAUAUUGAGAGCAUAGAUUCGCAGCGACUACACUCGAAAUGUUUCGAAUUCUAGGGCUCAAAAUCUUCAGUCCUAGCAGCAGGCGGAUUGCAGUCGCCACCUCUUUCUUCAACAAUCUAGGGUUUCAGCGGGACGACAAGUUCUUCUCAGUUCUUGCCGACAAAGGAUCGUUUGAACGUUCUUCCAUAGUUUUGUACCUCGUCAAUUCAUGCGGAAUGGCAUCAGAAACUGCGCUGGAUGUGGCGGCCAAGGUAAAUUUCAAAACUCCGAGCGAGCCAGAUUUGGUCCUUUCGCUUCUCCGAAGCCAAGGACUGACCAAAACGCAGAUUUCCAAGGUAAUUAAGAUUUUCCCGAGUUUGCUAUUCUUUAACUCUGAUAGAACACUUUUGCCCAAAUUUGAAUUUCUGCAUUCCAUUGGGCUUUCUAAGUCAGAAUGUGCUGUAAUUGUUUAUUCAUGUCCGUUUCUUUUGGGGAGUAGCUUGAAGAACCAUCUAAUCCCCUGCUACAACUACCUUAAAUCUGUACUUGUCGAAGAUGAAAAGGUCCUCAAAUGCCUUAAGCGUUCUCCCAGGGCAUUUCGCCAGGAUUUGCGAGGCAAAAUAGCUCCAAACAUUGCAUUUUUACGAACCUCUGGAGUGUCUGAAGUUGCAAUUUCGUAUCUGGUUUCAAAUUUUCCUGAUUCUGCAUUCCUUAACCAUUCCAAAUUCUGCAACAUUGUUAACCGAGUUCGAGACCUGGGAUCUGACCCUUCAAAAAUUGUAUUUGUUGAGGCCAUUAGAGUGCUCUCUGGGAUGACUUCUUUAACCUGGGAAAGAAAAUUUGAAGCUUACAGGAAGUGUGGUUGGUCAAAGGAUCAGACCCUCUUAGCUUUUAAAAAGUAUCCACCAUGUCUGAUUCUGUCUGAGGAGAAGAUCUUCAAAACUAUGGAGUUUUUUGUGCAGAAAAUGGGGUUAAAGCCAGAGGAUAUUGCUACAAGACCUACAGUGAUGGUCUUUAGUUUGGAGAAGAGGAUAAUUCCAAGGUGUUCAGUUGUUCAAAGUCUUUAUUCAAAAGGUUUACUGAAGAAAGAACUUAUCAUUACUAGUAUUUUACAUCCUACAGAGAAGACUUUCUUGGAGAAGUAUGUGACCAAGUUUCCAAAAGAUGUUGCUUGGUUAUUGCAUUUGUAUACUGGGGAGGUCAAAGUUUUUGAUGCUUAACUUGAAAGUUCUUGAUUCAUUCAUUGUUAUACUUGUGGCCCAUUUACUUGGGCUGAAUUCUAAUUUAUUGGCUUAUUUCUGUCUCUGGUUGAAGGAAAGCCUUUUCCA